AUGUCGAAAUCGAAACCGUCGGCUUCCCAAUCUCGUUCUCGUCGUGCGCCUGUUUCGCGUGGCAUCAAUGUUAACGCACACAAUCGCUUCGCGGUCCUUGCGGCGCCCGAUUUCCGGCAGGUUGCGGAAGGUGCCGAGGAGUCCGUCUCGUCCUCGCCGGGGUCGUCGAAGUCGUCGCGUCCUGCCCGACCGGUGGCGGCCGGAGUCGAGAAAGAAAAGGCUGCCACGCCAGCCGGGGGUGCGGGUGCGGUGCGCUCCGGUAAGGUUGGUGCGAGCGCUCCUGGGUCGUCCCGUGCACCGAUGAUGGGCGUGCGAAACGAGCGGGCGGCUUCACCCGUCAUUCCGCGCUUGUCUCCUCCGACGGUUGAGGAGCACGAUGCUCAACUCAUCGCCUUCAAACAACGUAAGGAGGCGCAGGCGACUGUGGCGGCACAGGUUGCCGAUCUCGGUAAGCGGCACCGGAAGGCAAAGAGCCAUUUCGAGCGCCUCAAAGUGGAGGACCGCCUCCAACAUGCGCGAGUCCGUGCGGAUACGCGGAAGUUGGGCACGUCCGUGCAAACGCAGCGGGAAGUGGUGGAGCAGAAGUGGCAAGAACUACGCGCGGCGCAGGAAGUGCGUGCGACGCUCGAGGCGCAAAUCGCCGACGCCCGGUCGUCGCUGGGUGUCUUGGAGGCCCAGUACCGCGUGACGCAGGACAACCUGAGAGCUGCCCGGGGUGCGCGGGAACGGGAAGUGGCUGCGGCCAAAACAACGGCCGAUGCGCUGGCGGAGGAGCUUAGCGUGGCUUCGGUGCAGCAGCGCCGCAUGCGGGGUGAGCAUACGGAGCGCCUAGCGGAGGAGGAAUCUGCGGCGAGAGCCCGUGGUGCGUCUGUUCUUCCGACCCGGCAGCACUCCACCGACGACGAGGUAGGAGACGGUCGUGAGAGGCGCGUCCGCCAGCACCGCGCGGACAUUGCCCUGCUAGAAGAGGCGGGCGCUGAUGUUCCUCGGUUGGGGAACGCUGCCGCACCGGCCCGAGCAGAAACAGGCGUUUCGGUAUCUCUCGCCAGGGAGGUCGCCACUAUCAUGGCGCAGGGGUCCGGAUUUACGUUUGACCAGGCCAUGAAGAUGGCGCUGGCGUCCAGGAAACGGAAGGACUGCCCGCCGUCCAGCGGAUCAGAGGACGGUGAGUACCGCCGCGGACGUGGGGGUCGCCGCGGUAGUCACGGCGGACGGGCCGGUAAAGGCGAUCGAGGUGGUGGUGCCCGCGGGUACUCCGGUAGGAAGCAAUACCGCGGCGGUGACUCCAGUGACGGGUGGUCUGCAUCGGACUCGGGUAGUGAAUACCGUGGAGGAGGACGCAGUGGGCGCCAUGGCCGUGGUGGCGGUGGCGGACGCCACUGGUCCGGCAAAGAGAAGGCGGGUCGUCAUCAUUCUGGUGACAGCGGAGACUCCGACGGACAUGGCCGCGGGUUUGGGGGCCGUGCGCGUGGCUCUCGCGGACGUGGAGGCCGUGCUGGACGCAACAGAUAUGAGUCCGAUAGUAGCAAUAACGAAGACGAGGAGGCUCGUUUCGUAGGGAGACACGGUCAGGUGACGUAG
Ectocarpus sp. CCAP 1310/34 is the source of this 1581-nucleotide messenger RNA. The record is from the annotation of a GenBank genome assembly. NCBI's taxonomy places the organism in Eukaryota, Phaeophyceae, Ectocarpales, Ectocarpaceae.